Molecule: messenger RNA, 1882 nt
Organism: Mytilus californianus (California mussel)
Lineage: Eukaryota; Metazoa; Mollusca; Bivalvia; Mytilida; Mytilidae
Product: ADP-ribosyl cyclase/cyclic ADP-ribose hydrolase-like
Exons: 8
Coding region: 613-1539 (308 amino acids)
Biological process (GO): positive regulation of B cell proliferation
Cellular component (GO): plasma membrane
Molecular function (GO): NAD+ nucleosidase activity; phosphorus-oxygen lyase activity
Source: RefSeq, a predicted model, not a curated record
AACAUUUUCAAUUGUUGUUUAAUGUGUUAAUGUUAUUAUUUGAUUUAGAUAUUGGGAAACUUCCCCCUUUUAUAAAAAGGCCUCAUAUCAAGCAGGCGGAGAAAUAUACAACACAAUGAAAUGUACAUUACCUGUUAAAACCUGCAAUCGAUGGUGAACGAAUUUGUUUGAGAAUGAACUAAAAUAUCAACAAUAAGCAAAAAACAUAAUGAUUUAUAGUUUGCAAACCAAAACUAUUAACAAGUGAAAUAUGAUUUUUUUUAGCAAAAGAAAUAAGUUUGAGUCGUUGUAUUCUUUGGAAACAAGAACAGGUUGAAUAGGUCGUAUGAAUAAUUAAUUAUAAUUUUGGCAAUUUUUAUUUAAAUAUUCAUGAGGAAAAGUUAUAUCAGGUCAGUGACUGUAUAUGACAUAGAAAUAUACGGUCAACGCAUUUUGACUGCUCAAAUAGAACGAGUGCAGUAUAAUUGUUAUUAUUAUGUCAAGAUAGUUAAUAUAAGCCGAUAUACCUACAAUCAAAUACCAAAGUUGUGAAGAUUAUAAUCUGUGUGGGUCACACAACUAAUUUUAUCUUAAGCUAAGUAUUACGGAUGUAUUUUUACAUCCUUAAGUUUAAUGGCUGUCGUUUUCAAGUCAAUUGUAUUAGAAGCAAUUUUUGUUGUUUCUUCAUUUGCCUGUGUUGAACGUUCUUCUCGCAGAGAAACUGCAGAAUGGCGAGAGCUUUUUCUUGGAAAAUGCUUAUUAUAUAAACAAGACUAUGGGCCAAAGAUAUUGUGUAACAGCUCUAUAGACUGUAGUGAUUUGUGGUCAAAGGUAAAACUGGCAGCAGCAUAUCAACCAAAAUGUAAUUUCUCCAUAAGUGCUUAUGAAGACUUCGUUACAGCGAGUCAGCAUUUUGUACCAGAAAACAAGUUUCUUUUUUGGGAAGGAGUAUAUCCUUUUGUCAUGUGGUACAGUAACAGCGGAAACAAAUAUUACACAAUAUCAGAUACGUUAACAGGUUAUUUAUUUGAUAACAUAGAAUGGUGUGGAAACUCAUCAGAACAUGAUGGAAUAGAAAAGUAUCCGAGCACUUGUCCAGGGUAUGAAUUAGGUCCAGAUUGCCAGAAGUCUGCACAGUCUGUAUUUUGGGAAACAGCAUCUUUAUUUUAUGCAAGACAUGCCUAUGGAGAUGUCCACGUAAUGUUGAAUGCAAGCAUAUCUCCAGCAUUUCCAACAGACUCAUACUUUGGAAAUUAUGAACUUCCAAAUAUAAAUGGUACAAAAGUAAAGAAAGCAACAAUACUAAUGGUUCAUCAUUUGGAUGACCCUGUACUAGAAACAUGUUCAAGUGAAUCAAUUAAGAAUCUGCAGGGGCGUUUUACAGAGAAAGGAAUAUCCCCAUCUUGCAUAGAUAAUCCGAGAGAUGUUCAGAUGUUGAUGUGUUCAGAGAAUUCAUCUAAUUCUAACUGCAGGAUUACAUCUGGUGCAAAUAGGUCGAUGAUGACACCUUAUUUUAUUUUUCAAAUACUUUGUUUUAUAUUAUUGAACAUUUUCGUGUAACAUUUGAGACAUUAAUUGUGGAUUAUAUGGAUUUUUGUUAACUUAAGGUUUACACACAGUAGAAACAUCAUUUAAACGAUCAGGGAAGUUUAAGUUUACAUGUGGGAAAUAAAUACUGAUUUAAAAUAAAAUUCACCUAUUGUUUAUUCUGAUAAAAACGAAAGUUUUCUUGCAUUUUGCGAGACGUCAUGACCAGAACAUGCAGUAUAAUACACUCGUUUCGUCUACAUAAGACUCAGCAAUGGCGCUCUAUCUAAAACAACUAAAAAGCCAAAUCAAUAAAAAUACAAAAGGUUGAGAGAACUGAAAACCGAAAAUUUAAAAUCUAGCUAAAGACCAAACA